Messenger RNA from Humulus lupulus (European hop), 990 nucleotides. Its product is annotated as protein ALP1-like. The record is from RefSeq and is a predicted model, not a curated record. The transcript has 3 exons. NCBI's taxonomy places the organism in Eukaryota, Viridiplantae, Streptophyta, Magnoliopsida, Rosales, Cannabaceae. The coding region runs from base 1 to 990 and encodes 329 amino acids.
AUGGAGCUUUGUACUUGUUUAAAACAAAAGGAAUACAUUAAGGACACACGAGAGAUUAAAGUUGAAGAAGCAGUUGCCAUUUUCCUUAUAAUUGUUGGUCAAAAUGUGCGAAUGAGACUUAUAGUUGACCGAUUUCAACAUUGGCUUGAAACUAUUGAUAGGCACUUCCAUUUAACAUUAAAGGCAAUAUGUAAAUUAGGACAGGAUAUCAUUCGACCAACUCAAUCUCCGUUACCUUCUCAUAUUGUCAACUCCUCAAAAUACUACCCAUGGUUUCAGAAUUGCAUUGGUGCCAUUGAUGGAACACAUGUGAGUGCAUGUGUCCCUACAGAUAAGCAAGUCAGUUACAGAGGCCGAGAAAACGUGGUAACACAAAAUGUCUUGUGUGCUUGUAACUUUGAAAUGUUCUUUACUUUUGUAUCUGCUGGUUGGGAGGGCACUGCAAAUGAUUCCAGGGUGUUUAUAGAUGCAAUUACAAAACCUAUAUAUAAGUUUCCAUUGCCUAAAGAAGGUGAAUAUUAUGUUUUGGAUUCCGGGUUUCCAUGCACAAAAGGUUUUCUCCCACCAUAUCGUGGUGAAAGAUAUCAUUUGCAAGAAUACAAUAGUGGACGUAAUCGACCACGUGGUAUAAAAGAACUAUUCAAUUAUAGGCAUUCUUCUCUUAGGAAUGACAUUGAACGGUGCUUUGGUGUCCUAAAAGCACGUUUUCCUAUAUUGAAGAUGAUGCCACCUUACAAAUUGAGUAGACAACCUUUGAUAGUUCUUGCUUGCUGCACUCUUCAUAAUUUUAUUCGUCAACGCACACAGUAUGAUCAUAUGUUUAGAGAAUGGGAAGAGAAAGAACUUGAGGGUAAAGACAACAUAGAGGAAGCUAACACUAGUGUGUCAAGAUGUGAAGUCAAUUUAUCUGAUGAAUCUGCUGCAGCAAUGGCAAGAUGUCGAGAUCGUAUUGCUCAAGCUAUGUGGACAGCUUAUAAUAAUAUAAAUUAG